AUGAAAAGGUUCGAGGUUGUGCGCAUCUUCGGUUUGCUGGUAGCCUGUGUCGUUUUUCCACGCCAUGGGUGUGCCCGGGCUGCGGGCACGACUGGUCAAGUCAACGUCGACGGCCGUGAGGGCCGUGUCACCCCCGUUUCCUUCGAGGAAACCUUGGAGUUUCGGCCGCAAGUCGAGGACUGGUUGGCGAACUAUAGUUCGCAGAAGGAAAGGGUGCGGGCGCUGACUCAGUCGGCGCUGACGAAAAUUCGGGAGGGCCGUCAAGCCGUGCAUCUCCUCAAGUCCUUGGAGACGCAGUGUCGCCGAGCGACGCAGGCGGUCAUCGUCGUCGAUGCUGGCAGCUCUGCAACGAGCCCCGCGCUCUUUCGCAUGCAAACGGUGUCCUGUCCUCUCCAGCAACGCCGAGUCCUUCCUGAUUCCAUCCGGCACGUGGCGAACGGGAUUCGCCACACGCGACUUCGCGAGGUUCUGGAGAAGUGGCUGGACCAUUACGCAGGCAAGAACUGGGAGUCGAGAACGCUCGACUCGCGGGUGAUGUUUAUGUUUUUCAGGGAUAUUUUGAAGACCGCCGAAGAUUUCUUCCGGGUUUUGGGAGAGAACAUCGUCGAACUGCUGGAGAAGCACUUGACGGAAGAGGACAAGGUUCCCGUCAAAGGUCUGGGGGUACCCGUGAUCUUUUACAGCACAGGGGGAGUCCGAGACUUCCAAGACUGGUAUCGAGAUGGAUUUUUCGUCGCGCUUCGCCACGCCAUCAACAACUUCACCAAUGCGUUCCACUACAAGCUCUUCACGAAUCCCGAGCUGACGCGGGCCAUCACUGGCGCCGAAGAAGGCCUGUUUGCUUUCCUCACGUUCAAUCACUUGACUCAGCGGUUGACGGACAGCUACCAUUCUGGCGUUGCACGGGGACGUGUCGGGCGGUCCCGGAACGAACUGGCUGCUCUCGUCGAGAUUGGCGGAGCGUCCGCUCAGGUUGUCCUCCCCCUAGCGCCGACAGCUGUGUUGCCGUUUGCCGUCAAGGCGGUCAAUCUCCAGCGCGAGCGCUUCCUUCCCAAACGGUUCCCGAAUGCAGAUGUCAUUUCCGUCUCAUUCAUGCACCUGGGCGUUGACAGUUCCACAGGCUUGUUUCUGAAGCAACUUUGCACUGACAAAGAGUUCCUAAAGGACGGCAUCUGCUACAAUCCGUGCUUCUUCAAAGGCUACCAACAGGCCUGCUCGGCAGGCGCCGUCACAAUUAACCACGAGGACGGAACUGUGGCUGUGAGUGAAGACAUGAGGACAAACAAACUGAAGCCGAUCGCAACGUACUGCUCCGAGAGCAAUCCGGAAAUUUCCAUGAAAGCCAUCAAUAGACUUCAGUGUCGGCAUAACAAGAUUGAUCCGCGUCAGCCACUGGAGAAGCGCGUCGCGAUCGAGGGGUGCACGAAAAUCGUGGGGACAGGCGACUUCGACAAGUGCCAGCAACAAGUCGAAAGCAUCCUCAUUUCGCCAAAGUAUCCGUUGCCAGCAAACAGUGAAGCGACGUCUUCCGGCUUUGACUCCUUGGGCCAGGUUUUCAGGUUCGCGUCAACGAACGCUCCUAUGGUGAUUACGGGUGCGGCUGAGGUGGUGGCCAUUCGUUUGCUCAUGAAAGCCGGUUUGCUGAGUUCGUCAUUCUCGGGCGACUCAAAGGAGAUGGAAGAGGCGUCGAAGAAAUUCUGCGGCGCUCCCCUGCAGGUCCAAGAGAACUCGGGUCCGAUGAUGAUUCAUCUGCCCAAUUUGCAGAUGAAGUUGCUGUCUAUCGACCAUGAUAUCUGCAAGUCCAUGGCAGUGAACGUCGCGUUGCUGCGGCUCAUGGAAGGUGCGGAAGAGCGCCCGGUCACGAUCACGUGGGAGAAGAGCGUCAACGACGAGAACGGCGAGCACGUGGCGGAUCUCGGGUGGCAUCUUGGAGCAAUCUUACAGCAGGUUUUGCACGUUGACGAAUGGGGGCACAUGGUGUAUGAGUCCGGUUGGACCCAUAAUUUGUGA
Messenger RNA from Neospora caninum, 2010 nucleotides. RefSeq lists its product as hypothetical. Gene Ontology annotation, molecular function: nucleoside diphosphate phosphatase activity. The record is from RefSeq and is a predicted model, not a curated record. Gene Ontology annotation, cellular component: membrane. The coding region runs from base 1 to 2010 and encodes 669 amino acids. NCBI's taxonomy places the organism in Eukaryota, Apicomplexa, Conoidasida, Eucoccidiorida, Sarcocystidae. The transcript has a single exon. Gene Ontology annotation, biological process: nucleoside diphosphate catabolic process.